Messenger RNA from Rotaria sordida, 1920 nucleotides. The record is from the annotation of a GenBank genome assembly. NCBI's taxonomy places the organism in Eukaryota, Metazoa, Rotifera, Eurotatoria, Philodinida, Philodinidae.
AUGAAUGGAUCAUCAACAAGUAAUGGUCCAACAACAAAUGAACAAUCAAUUGGAAAAUUUCAAGUAAUUAAUCUUGACAAAUUACCAGUAAAUACUGUUAAUAAUCAUGACGAUACUAUUCAACAAGUAUCAUCAAUACCUGAUGAAUCAGGAUGUCCAUCACGUUUUCAAAUGAUUCGUGUUGAUAGAAAUUUUGGACGUGGUCGAUGGAAAGUUAAUGAUUAUGAACCACCUGAAAAUAUUUCAACUUCAAUAAUUCCAUCAACAAAUACAAUCGAAAAUGAUUCCAUUAAUAUUCCUAAUAAUUCAACAUUUACAACAGCAACAAUUCCUAAUAUAUCAGCUACUAUACCAACAGUUAUUACUGGAGAUUCCAAUGUAGCUUCAUCUGCUACACUUGCUGCAACAGCUGCUUCGGCUGCUGCUGCAGCUGCAACUGCGUUUCAACAACAACAACAACAAAUGGCACUUCAAAAUGCAUCGACUCUAGUACCAUCAGCCAAUGUUCCACCUCCAGCUGGACUUCUUCAUGCAUAUCCACCUGGACCAUUACCUAAUCAACCUUAUCUUUUACCAAAUCAUCAUCCUCAAUUUGGUUAUUAUCCAUUCUAUCCAACACCUUAUCCACCAUAUGCAACUUCAUGGGCUGCUGCUGCUGCUGCAUUGAAUCCUUUUUUACAGCCUCCAACAUUAGCAGCAGCAGCACCACAACCAACAACAUCUUCAUUACCAACUACAGCAAAUAUCAAUGAUCCUAUUCGACUUUCAGAUACAGUUUCGGAUAUUAAUGGUGAAAAUACAGUGAUAUCUUCUGCAAACUUUCCAAAUCCAACAAAUGAUCAUAUACAAAAUGCUCAAUUAGCUGCUGCUGUUGCUGCUGCUGCACCAUUUCUAUAUGCAACUCAUCCUUCUCAUUCACCAUUUGUUCCACAAGCAUCAUCAACAACAUCACCUUAUGCAACUAUACCAUCGUAUAAUUCUGUACCACCACUUCCAACAAUUAUUCCACGAAAUCAAGCAUCACAAACAUUUCCAACGUCACAUACUAUUUCAAAUAAUAUAAAUGAUACACAAUCAUCAUAUCAAGCACCUAUAUUGACAUCACCAAAACAUGACACAACAAAAAAUCUCAUUCAGCAAUCAUCAUUAAUCUCAACAACAAAACCAAAACCUUUAGCUACAACAGUUGUUAAUUGUAUUAAUAAUGAAUUAUCAAAACCAACACAAGUUACAGAUUUAAUAUCAUCAUCACCACUUAUAACAACAUCGGAAACAAUUCCACAAUCAUUAAUUUCACCUAUAAAUAUUAAUGUAACAAAUCCAUCAACAACAUCAUUAAGGGAUAUAUGGACAUAUACAACAAAUGGUUCACCAUUAAAUUUAACUCAAACAGCACAAACAGCAGCUGUUACAGCUGCAGCUGCAAUUGGUUUAUUAAAUAAUGAAAAUAGUCAAAAUACUGAAAUAGCUAAUGAAAUUCUUAAAGAAUUAACAACACCAACAAAACAAAAUAAUACAACUGAUAUUGAUAACAAGAUUUCGGCUGCUAUGGAUCUUGUUAAAAUGCAUUUGCUAUCAGCUGUUCGUGAUGAAGUAACUGAAUUACGACAACAAAUUCGAAUACUUAAUGAAAGAAUAAAUAAUGCUGAACAUGAAAAUACAUUUCUUCGUCAACAUGUACCCAGUGAAAUAUAUGCUCAGUAUGUUCCGACAUUUAUCGGUUUAUCUUCUUCAAAUGAACCCAGCAAUUCAUCAACAAUUAAUACUACUAGUGCAUCUUCAAUUCCUCUACAAUUAUCUAGUCAACCGGUAUUAAUGAAUUCUUUAUCAUCUAAUCCAUUGUCAUCAUUUCAACAACCAACUUCUUUGCCUACGAAUCUACAGCAACCUCUUUCAACUACGAACGUUCCGUCAACGUGA